Anopheles maculipalpis is the source of this 2338-nucleotide messenger RNA. Its product is annotated as zinc finger protein 835-like. Bases 1 to 2178 code for a protein of 725 amino acids. Gene Ontology annotation, biological process: regulation of transcription by RNA polymerase II. The transcript has 2 exons. NCBI's taxonomy places the organism in Eukaryota, Metazoa, Arthropoda, Insecta, Diptera, Culicidae. Gene Ontology annotation, molecular function: DNA-binding transcription factor activity, RNA polymerase II-specific; RNA polymerase II transcription regulatory region sequence-specific DNA binding. The record is from RefSeq and is a predicted model, not a curated record. Gene Ontology annotation, cellular component: nucleus.
AUGGAAGGAGUCGUAGCACCACCGCAGCCGCCGCCACCGCCGCCAGCAGCACCACCUCCAGCACCACCGAACGAUGUUUACGAUGUCAUCAAUCAAAAGGAAUGUGGUAUAUGCCUCACGUUCCGGACGGAUCAGAUCUGCUUCGACAUGUUUAUGCCCCGGGAGGACGAUCUGAAGGAGAUACCGUAUCUGGUGUGGAAGCAUGUCGGACUGCAGUUUCCGCAGGAAACGGGAAAGCACUACGUGUGUCGGGACUGUGGGAAUGCGGUGUACGAGUUCAAUCGGUUCUACCUGAUGGUGCAGAACGUGCACCAGGAGCGGCAGGCGGCGGUGUUACAGCAGGCGAAGCAGGAACAGAGUGAACCGAGCGCGAUUGUGGAGCAAGCGGUUCAGGGCGUUAGUCAUCAGCAGAAUGGGCAUGAUGGUGAGAUGAAGCUGGAACCAGCACCGGCACAACAGCUAGAUGGGCCCGGUGGUGGUAGUGGGCACCCGGUGCAGGACGUUCCGGAGUAUGGUGUAAUGCCCGAAACAAACGGAUUGGCGGGACGGGGUAAUGGUACGGUUACGGACGGUACGGUCCAAGGGAUGGGAUCGUACCCGGGGCAGAACGAUACGGAACCGGAAAGUAGUCGAAUCCGGCCACCGGCCGGCACACCGAGCCGAAAGCGCAAGAACCAAGAGAUGGACGAGGAGAUUAUUGACUUCUACAAGCUGGUGUGUGACGUGUGCGAGGACCGCAUAGAGUAUGGUACGAUGAAGGAACUGAACCAGCACAUGAAACAGAUGCACGGUGAGGAAUCCGGCCGGGUAAGCUGUCCGCAGUGUGGCAAAAUGUUCCGGACACGGGUGAAGCUGCUCGAGCACAAACAUGUACACCUGCGUCAGGACACAACGUCCGAGGACGACGCGGAAAAGCUACAGUCCGAGCAGAUGGACAAAGAGAUAUUGGAAUUUUACAAGCGAAUCAGCUGUGAACUGUGCGACACGACCGGCGGUACACCAUCAUCGACCAGCACCCUUUACGCGACCGUCAAGGAGCUGAACCACCAUAUGCGGCUGGUGCAUGGACAGCAGGCCGGCACGGUCAAGUGUCCGCUGUGCGAGAAGAAAAUCCGUACGCGACCGAAACUGCUCGAACACAAGCGCAUGCACCAAACGCCAAACGUGCUGCUGGAGGAGGAUUCUGGCAAGUCGGGCAAUGCAGGCGGUGAGCCCGGUCCCGAGCUGACGGAAGAACAGAAGCAGACGCUAGAUAGAGAAAUAUUCGAUUUCUACAAACCAAUUAUAUGCGAGAUUUGUGAACCAGAACGUGCGGCAACAACCGGUCAGAGCGAAUCGGGACCCGUUAGGGAGGGUCAGGGAGAGGUGGCAGUGGCUGUGGCGGUGGCGACUGUGGCACCGACGGCCGAAGAGGAGUAUCGAUCGUUAAAACAACUAAAUCAGCACAUGCGGACGGUGCAUGGACUAGAAUCGGGCACAAUCAAGUGUCAGCUGUGUGCGAAAAAGUUUAGAUCGCGCGUCAAGCUGAUCGAGCAUAAGGAGAUGCACCAAAAUCCGGAACGGUUCCGGUGUGGCGUGUGCCAGGAGGUGCACCAGAACCUAGAGGAACACAUGCAAAACAAGCACCAGGAGUGGGAGUUUGCGUGUGAAGAGUGUGGCAAGCGGUUUCCGUUCAAGAAUCGGCUGACCGCGCACAUGGCGAAGGUUCACAUGAAGAAGGACAUUAUCUGUGAGGAAUGCAACAAACCAUUUACCAAGUUUAGCAUCGAAAAACACAAAAAGACGGCCCACGGUGGGGCCGGCGAGAUGUUCCACUGCAAAAGCUGCCCCAAAACGUUCAAGACGCGCGUUUCGCUCGAGCGGCACAUGGAGGGCCACAAUAAUGGGGGCGAGCAGCCUGUCGGUUCGGCCGCCGCUACCGUGAUCUGCGCGAUCUGCAACUCGGUACUGAAGGGCAUGUACAACCUGAAGGCACACAUGAAGCGCGUACACGUCGAACAAACGCCGGCCACGUGCAGUACGUGCGGCAAAACGUUCAAAUCGAAGCACAGUCUCAAUACGCACACCACGAACGUGUGCAACAUGCGACAGUUUGGCUGUACGCACUGUGGCAAGCAGUUCAAAAAGCGGACAAAGCUGAAACAACACAUGACGAUUCAUGCGCGCGGCGCCGACUAAACGCCGUCUCUUUGAUGGGGGAUGCGAUAGAUGUGGGCAAACGUCGAGAAUUAACGUAAUAAUAUUAUUAUGUAGUGUAUAGUAUGUACGUUUAGAGGGGAUUGAACCUACAACCAUAUUACGAGUGGACAGCAUCGCGAAUGGAACCGAGGACCUAUUU